Diatraea saccharalis (sugarcane borer) is the source of this 2031-nucleotide messenger RNA. NCBI's taxonomy places the organism in Eukaryota, Metazoa, Arthropoda, Insecta, Lepidoptera, Crambidae. The record is from the annotation of a GenBank genome assembly.
AUGAAUGUAGGAGACAAGGAACCGACCCAUCUACCCACUGUCGGUUGCCUACGGCAAAUAAAAUAUGAAAACAGAAAAAGUUCUUACUAUGAUUCUAAUGAAAUGAUGGCUCUGUGGAUUAUGUCUACGCUGGACAGCUUUAAAAAAAUAAUAAGACUAGUAUCGCUUUUGCCUUUAAACGUAUAUUAUUGGUCACCUGAGCAAGAUAAAUAUUAUAAAGAUUAUAGUAGAAAUGAAAGGACAGUUUUAAGCAUUGACGCCACUGGUAGCAUUUUUAAGCCAGUUGGAGUAGGAAAUAUAAAUUUAUCGAAACAGAUAUUCUUCUAUUCAUGCGUAAUGGCGUCAUGCUACAAUGAAAGCAGUGUUCCUAUUGCCCAGCUAAUAUCUGACAGUCAUACGUUAGAUACAAUACACAAAUGGCUGGGUACAUGGGCUAAAGACAAAAAAAUACCAAAUGAAGUAGUUAUAGAUGACUCAGCUGCUUUGAUUGGUGCUGCGGUAAAAGCAUUCACAAAAUUUAAUAGUACAACGGAAUACGUUAACGAUUCGUUUAUGAAAUUAGAAAAACAAGAACCUGCCCCAAAAAAAUGCUUCAUUCGCAUCGAUACGAGUCAUUUUAUAAAGAUUUUGUUUAAUUUACCUUGUUUUAAACAUAUUGAUCAACGGGUGAAAUUUUUUUACAUAAAGUGUCUAUUAGAAAUUAAAGAAUGCGACGAUUAUAACACAUUGAAACUAAUUCUCACAGAUAUUAUCACUUUGGCCUUAAAUAAAUAUGAUGGUGUUGACAUUGAUGGUAAUAAAACGAGAUGUGAAGAAGCAAAAGAUAGGCUGAAAAAAUUACGAUCUUUUUCACGAACUAUAGAUACCGAAAUUGUGAUCCAAGAUAGUAAAGAAAUAGACAACUUUGAAUCAUUGAAGAACUCUUCUUUUGAAGAUCUGGAAGCUUCAUGUGAAACCGUUCGGGAAGUAGGAGUUGAUGUCAAAAGUCCUAAAUGGUUCUAUGAUGCUAUAGAAUCUGAAAAAUUGAUUAUUACCUUAACAGAAAGAGACCUAAAUAAUGUUCAUGAUAACUUGUUCUAUUUCCCAGACUUUUUGAACACUUUAACGAGACUUGUAGGUCAACUUCCGUUGUGGUCUAAUAUUAUGAAAAAUAUAUAUCAUUCAAGCAUAUUAAAUCCUACAUCGUCAAACGUGGAGAGUUAUUUUAAAAAUGUAAAAAGGCAUUUAUGUAGAAUCAUCAGUAAGAGUGACAGAUACCGUGUAGAUGAGUUUUUUAUGAAGCACUUAGAAUUCUUAUCGGGUGAAUUAAAAGGUGCUAUUAGUAACUUAAAAGAAGGUAAAACAAAAAAAGCAACUGAAAAAAGAGAACGAAAAAAAGCACUGCCAAAGACUGUAAAAGAGGAGAAGAAUAUAGAACAUGCGGUAGAGUCUAUUUUUACGGAAAAUCCAAGCUUAAUAGAAAACUGGCGAGGACUAGCUACAAAAAGAGAAAAAAGAAAAACCAUUUCCGAGAAGGAGACACCGAAGGAUGCUCAGGUAUCAAAACGUAUGAAUAUGACCUAAAGGACUUGAUAACUUUUGAACUUAAUUCUGAAGAAGAAAUAUAUUUAAAUGAUAUAGAAAGUAUGAUUACAUUGAAAAAUAUUGAAUAUAAUUUGGCAUCAGUUAUAGAGUUUGUUCCUUCUGAAUCGGCUUCGAUCGACAGAAUUGGUCAUUAUAAAUCUCACUGUCUUAGAGGUACUUCAUUUCAAUGUUACGAUGACAUGUCAAAUCGGGUAACUAAGAGUCGUAAAAAAAUGUUGGUCCAUUGCAUAAUUUACGGAAGAAAAUAUACCUAAGUACCUAAUAAUCUUGAUUAUUUUGUAUAUUUUUUUUAAAGGAUUUCAAUGAAAGUACCAAGAUAAUCUUCUUGUUCUUUUAUUUUUGACAAUCCCCGAACACACCAAAAUGCCUGAACCUAAAUUAUUUAAGUUGCAAUUGAUUAAGUUAACUAGUAUGUUCACAGUCACUUUCUAAAUCACUUGAAAUUUU